AUGGUCUUCCAUCCGCCAGCAUGGCUGCCCAAACUCCCCAAAAUCCCAGAUACUGUCCCUCUGUGCGACUUUAUGCUCGAUGAGAAAUACGGGCGACGUCCUUAUGCAGACUCAUGGGACACCUACACUUGUGGCCUCAGUGGGAGGAGCAUCACGGCACGACAACAGAAGGAAAGUGUUGACCGGCUGGCUCGGAGUCUGGCCAAGGAAUUUGGAUGGAAGGUCAACGAGGGCACUGAAUAUGACAAGGUUGCCGGUGUCUUCGCUCUUAAUACGAUCGAUAUCAUGACUCUCUCCUGGGCGAUACAUCGUCUGAACGGCGUCUCGUCCCCAGCCAACGCCGCUUAUAAUGCCGACGAGUUGCGACAUCAACUCACGAACUCUGGGGCCAAGGUGCUGUUCACCGUAAUGCCUCUUCUUCAGACUGCCCUCGACGCGGCUGUCAAGUCCAACAUCCCCAGAAAGAACAUCUAUAUCUGCGAGAUGCCUAAUGAUCCUCCCAUACCAAAAGAAUUCAAGACUUUGUCUCAACUGAUCAAGGAAGGCGAGUCCCUACCUGAACUGGAACCUGUCAAGUGGACCAAAGGCCAAGGCGCAAGGCAAACCGCCUUUCUAUGCUAUUCGAGUGGAACCUCUGGCUUACCUAAAGGAGUCAUGAUCUCCCAUUAUAAUGUGAUCGCCAACACGGUCCAGAUUUCGACCUACGAUCAAAUGGCCCGUGAUGCGAUUGCUCCAGGCUACCACGACGCCGCGCUCGGCUUACUGCCUCAGUCACAUAUUUAUGGCUUGAUAGUCAUUUGCCAUUGCUCAACAUACCGCGGCGACCGAGUGGUCGUGCUUCCGAAAUUCGACUUGCAGCAAUAUCUGACCUGCAUCCAAAAGUACAAGAUCAACACCUUGUAUAUCGUGCCGCCGAUCAUCAUCGCCAUGGUGAAGAACCAGGAGCUGCUGAAGAAAUACGACUUGACCAGUGUCCUGUCCAUCUUCACCGGUGCGGCGCCGUUGGGCAAAGAGACGGCGGAGGAUCUGGCAGCGCAAUAUCCCGCCUGGAAAGUCCGACAAGGCUAUGGCCUCACCGAGACCUGUACGGUCGUGUGCUCGACCAGUCCGAUGGACAUCUGGUUCGGCUCGUCUGGCUGUCUGUUGCCGGGCAUUGAGGCCAAAGUCGUCGACAUAGAGGGGAAUGAAAUCACGGGCUACAACCAGCGCGGAGAACUGCUCGUCAAAUCGCCCAGUGUGGUCUUGGGAUACCUGAAGAACGACAAGGCGACCAUGGAGACCUUUGUGGACAUGCCCGAAGGCCGCUUCAUGCGGACUGGAGACGAAGUCGAGAUCCGAGUGUCCUCGAAGGGUAAUGAGCAUGUUUGGGUGGUUGACCGCAUCAAGGAAUUGAUCAAAGUCAAGGGUCAUCAAGUUGCCCCCGCAGAACUCGAGGCCUGCUUGCUCAAUCAUCCCGCCGUGGCUGAUUGCGCCGUCAUCUCCGUGCCAGACGAUCGCGCUGGUGAGCUGCCCAAGGCGUAUGUGGUGAAAUCCAAGUCUGUCGGCCUGGAAGAAAGCGACGUCAUGGUCAAACGCAGCAUCAUGAAGCAUGUCGAGAAGGAAAAGGCUCGGCAUAAGUGGCUCGCUGGAGGUGUCGAGUUCGUCGAGGUCAUUCCCAAGAGUCCCUCCGGCAAGAUCCUGAGAAGACUGCUCAAAGACAAAGACAGAGAGGCCCGAAAGAACCUCGGUGCCAAGUUGUAA
Molecule: messenger RNA, 1740 nt
Organism: Capronia coronata CBS 617.96
Lineage: Eukaryota; Fungi; Ascomycota; Eurotiomycetes; Chaetothyriales; Herpotrichiellaceae
Exons: 4
Coding region: 1-1740 (579 amino acids)
Molecular function (GO): CoA-ligase activity
Source: RefSeq, a predicted model, not a curated record